Molecule: messenger RNA, 1146 nt
Organism: Cryptomeria japonica (Japanese cedar)
Lineage: Eukaryota; Viridiplantae; Streptophyta; Pinopsida; Cupressales; Cupressaceae
Product: F-box only protein 6-like
Exons: 1
Coding region: 1-1146 (381 amino acids)
Molecular function (GO): protein binding
Source: RefSeq, a predicted model, not a curated record
AUGGAUACUGAGUGCAUGGGCGUUAUUGAGAACGAAGAUGCAUGUCUGGACAGAUCUGAAUUAUUGGAAGAGAAGGGAAAGGGUAUUGCAGGCAAUGACAGGAGUGAUGAAGAAUCAUUUUGGUCUGAAUGCCCUGAUCACAUAAUUGAAAGGAUGUUUUCGACUCUACCGAUGGAGUUCAGUUCUCGAUUUCGCAUUGUGUGUAAAGAGUGGAAUAUGCUCUUAUCCUCCUGCAGAUUUAUGUCUCUAUUGCCGCAGAGAGAUCCAUGGUUUCUCCUCUGCAAUGAAACGCAUGCCGUAGCGUUCUGUUUUCUCACGCAAUCAUGGAAGACUAUUUCACUUUGUUUCUUGCCAAGGCCAACAACUAAAAAUCUCUCACAAGGCUAUUCACGAUUUUGUACUACAUCAGGUGCAGGCCUACUGCUAAUCGAAAUAGCACAGCCUCAGAAAACGUAUAUGAUCUGCAAUCCACUUACAGGCGUGUACAGAGAUAUUCCCGCAGCCAUAGCAAAGAAUUUCAUUGUAAUGGCAAUAAUGGACAACGGGGAAUCCUACAAAAUUGUGUGUCUGCCAAACGAAGAAACCCCCAGUUGCAUACAAAUUUACCAUUGCUUUGAAAUGUCGUGGCGGAUUGAAGAUAAAAUACCUCUGCCCGAAGGGGAUUUUCAUGUUGUUACCAUUCUUUUUGCAAAAGGUCUUCUCAUCUGUUGUUUACAUCAGAUGGAAUUUCUGAUUUGGGACAUGGAAUCUAAGCGAUCGGAAUUCGUGUCUUUUCCAGAGGCGAAUCUAUCAAUUCUCGGGGAUAUGAUAAAGUCAUGGAUCAGUCAACUAGUUGUUUGUGGGUCGACGAUCCUGUUUGUAGUAAGAUAUUUACAAUUUGCUGAAAACUGGAGCACAGUGAACUUUCAGGCGAUUGCAUGGGAAUUGUUUUGGGAGGAGGAGAAGUCGAUAUGGAGCUGGAAGGAGCUGACAAGAAUGCCUUCUAAUAUGUGUCGUCAAUUUAUAAAGCCGGAUUUUUCAGGUGGAAUGGAGCUGUCUGGUACGGAGGGUCAGUUUGUCGGGGUUGGGAAUUUUCUGUGUUUCGAAAGUGGGCAUAGUAAUAGAAAGCUAUUUGUCUAUAGUUUGUCUGAGAGAUGCUGGAGUUAG